Messenger RNA from Tilletiopsis washingtonensis, 644 nucleotides. RefSeq names its product Redoxin. Bases 52 to 567 code for a protein of 171 amino acids. The transcript is spliced from 4 exons. NCBI's taxonomy places the organism in Eukaryota, Fungi, Basidiomycota, Exobasidiomycetes, Entylomatales. Gene Ontology annotation, molecular function: thioredoxin peroxidase activity. Gene Ontology annotation, biological process: cellular response to oxidative stress; hydrogen peroxide catabolic process; cell redox homeostasis. Gene Ontology annotation, cellular component: mitochondrion; cytoplasm; peroxisome. The record is from RefSeq and is a predicted model, not a curated record.
ACCACAACCACCCACCAAUCCACCACAGACACACAGCACCCUCACUCCGCAAUGACCUCGCUCGUCAACAAGAUCUCCGGCGCCGUGUCGCCGCUCAAGGUGGGCGCCACCGUCGACACGGGCCUCAAGCUCAAGGAGGACGACCCGCACGAGGGCACCGUGUCGCUCGACAAGGUGCCGGGAAAGAUCAUCAUCGUCGGUGUCCCCGGCGCCUUCACGCCGCCCUGCUCCUCGCACGUGCCGGGCUACGUGCAGAACGAGGACAAGUUCCUGGCCAAGGGCAUCAAGGAGAUCUACGUCGUGGCCGUCAACGACGCCUUCUGCACCAAGGCGUGGAAGAAGGAGCUGGGCGCCGAGGGCAGCAAGGUGCACUUCCUUGCCGACGACACGGGCGCCUUCACCACAAAGGUCGGCAUGCUCUUCGACGCCUCGGGCCUGCUCGGCAACCACCGCGCUCAGCGCUACGUCGCCGUCGUCGAGGAUGGCAAGGUGACCCACUUCGAGGUGGAGGACGAGGCGCCCACGGUCGAGAAGACCAAGGCCGACAACAUUCUUGCUCAGCUCUAAGUCUUGAAGCCAAGCCAAUGUAGUCCUUCACGCGCCACGCCUCUUUACCCCAUAGUACUCUCGGCGUGCGACUUGGC